Molecule: messenger RNA, 4024 nt
Organism: Anguilla anguilla (European eel)
Lineage: Eukaryota; Metazoa; Chordata; Actinopteri; Anguilliformes; Anguillidae
Product: inactive rhomboid protein 1
Exons: 16
Coding region: 1042-3240 (732 amino acids)
Biological process (GO): regulation of epidermal growth factor receptor signaling pathway; regulation of protein secretion
Cellular component (GO): endoplasmic reticulum membrane
Molecular function (GO): serine-type endopeptidase activity
Source: RefSeq, a predicted model, not a curated record
GGUCUCCCUCCGCCUGCCUCUCUGUAAUGAUGUAGUGGUGGACUCUGUUAUUACUUAGAGCUCUCUUCUCUAAACAAUCUGAAUGUCCUCUCUCUGGCAAGGCUCCCUUCCUCCUCCUAAUCUAUACAGCGUAGCCGUGUCACCCCUACACUCAUACACGCACACGCACACUCGCUCGCUCGCACACACAAACACGCGGCGCCCGUCCAAGGCGGGCCCGUGAUGUAGGACCUCGCCAUUCAAACACACAGAAAGGAGGACAGCCACACUCCUGCGCAAAAGACUUUUAAAAAAGAGGGUUAAAGACGACUUGUUCCCAGCGCCUGGGACGGCUGGACUGUGUCCCUAAUGGAGAGUAGCAGGCAGGUAGUGAUUCUUUCCCUGUGCUGUUCUUCGUCUCUCUGCUUCUGUGACGCACUUUCCCGAAGUCCAGCGCAGCUGCUCUGACUGUGCAGUGUUGAGUGCGCAGGCUGACAACUCAGUGUGUUCAGUGAGGAACCUGAGAAUUACAGUGGAGUUACAUUUAUUUCAGUAUCAUGUUCACAUAAUUACUUGUUUUUAUUACUUUUAUUAAUUUAUCGUUGGUAAAUACUGUGGUACAUUUUCUUGUCUUUGAGUGUACUUUUACUAGUGGGAUGUAAUAUUAACAUUACAGUCUACUGAACUGUAUGGUACUGUUUUAUAUCUGGAAUGUGCAGUUGUAGAUUGUGAAUGUAUCAUGCUUGAGUAUGCUGUCACCUGCUUUAUAAAUAAUUAAACUUGGAUUUGGAGAUUUGGAGCUGAUUGGCUCAUUAAUGUACUUCAGGGCAUGUGUAGACAGCAGGCCUAAAGUCCAUGGUCACUUUUUCCUGGGAUUGGAGGUGAAUUCAUUGUCCUUUAACACAAAAUUUUCUACUGAGGCCAGCUUUCAGACACCAUAGGGGCACGGCGGACUGGUUCGGCGUCAGUAAGGACAGCGAUGCCACUCAGAAAUGGCAGAGGAAGAGCCUGCGCCACUGCAGCCAGCGCUACGGCAAGCUGAAGCCCCAGGUCAUCCGCGAGAUGGACCUCCCCAGCCAGGACAACAUCUCCCUCACCAGCACUGAGACGCCCCCGCCCCUCUACGUGCCCGCCUCCCAGCAUGGCAUGCAGAAGAUUGUGGACCCCCUGGCGCGGGGGCGAGCGUUCCGCAUGGUGGAGGAGGUGGACGGGUACAGCGUGCCCCAGACUCCCAUAACCCCCGGUGCCGCCUCGCUCUGCUCCUUCACCAGCUCCCGCUCCGGCUUCAACCGGCUGCCCCGGCGACGCAAAAGGGAGUCCGUUGCCAAGAUGAGCUUCCGGGCGGCGGCGGCUCUGGUCAAGGGCCGCUCUUUGCGAGAGGGUACUUUGAGGCGGGCCCAGAGACGCAGUUUCACCCCGGCCAGUUUCCUGGAAGAGGAUACGGUGGACUUCCCUGACGAGCUGGACACCUCCUUCUUCGCCAGGGAUGCCCUGAUGCACGAGGAGCUCUCCACGUUUGCCGAUGAGGUGUUCGAGUCGCCUUCGGAGGCCGCCAUCAAAGAGGCGGAGUCGAGCAAGGUGCUGGACGACAGCGAUAUGACAGGCAGCGCACUGGAUAAGAGUGAGCUGGAGAGGAGCCACCUCAUGCUGCCGCUGGAGCGAGGCUGGCGCAAGGGCAAGGAGGGCGCGCUGGUGCAGCCCAAGGUACGCCUGCGCCAGGAGGUGGUGAGCGUGAGCGGGCAGCGGCGCGGCCAGCGCAUCGCCGUGCCCGUCAAGAAGCUCUUCGCCCGCGAGAAGCGGCCGUACGGCCUGGGCAUGGUGGGCAAGCUCACCAACCGCACCUACCGCAAGCGCAUCGACAGCUACGUCAAAAGGCAGAUUGAGGACAUGGAUGACCACAGGCCUUUUUUCACAUACUGGAUAACAUUUGUCCACUUGCUGAUCACAAUCCUGGCAGUGUGCAUCUAUGGCAUUGCACCAGUGGGCUUCUCACAACACGAGACCGUAGAUUCUGUUUUAAGAAAUAAAGGUGUUUAUGAAAACGUAAAGUUUGUACAGCAAGAAAACUUCUGGGUUGGGCCAAGUUCGGAGGCGCUGAUUCACCUGGGGGCGAAGUUCUCCCCCUGCAUGCGGCAGGACCAGCAGGUGCACGAUCUGAUCCAGGAGAAGAGGGAGAAGGAGCGCCAUUCUGCCUGCUGCGUGCGCAACGACCGCUCGGGCUGCGUGCAGACGUCUGAGGAGCAGUGCUCUACUACCCUGGCUGUGUGGGUGAAGUGGCCUCAGCAUCCCAGUGCCCCGCACCUGGAGGGGAAAGUGAGGCAGUAUGGAUCUGUGUGUCAGCAGGACCCCAGGAUUUGUCUGGAGCCAGCCUCUGGGUCACCUCACGAAUGGCCUGAUGACAUCACAAAGUGGCCAAUCUGCACCAAAUUAAGCACGGGGAACCACACCAACCUGCCCCACAUAGACUGCGCCAUCACCGGCCGGCCCUGCUGCAUCGGCACCAAAGGGAGGUGUGAGAUCACAUCCCGGGAGUACUGUGACUUCAUGAUGGGUUACUUCCAUGAAGAAGCCACGCUUUGCUCACAGGUGCACUGUAUGGACGACGUGUGUGGGCUGCUGCCGUUCCUCAACCCUGAGAUCCCAGAUCAGUUCUACAGGCUGUGGCUCUCCCUCUUCCUGCACGCCGGGAUUCUGCACUGCCUGGUGUCAGUGUGCUUCCAGAUGACCAUCCUGAGGGACCUGGAGAAGCUGGCGGGCUGGCUGCGGAUCUCCAUCAUCUACAUCCUGAGCGGCAUCACCGGCAACCUGGCCAGCGCCAUCUUCCUGCCUUACAAGGCCGAGGUGGGGCCCGCGGGCUCUCAGUUCGGCAUCCUGGCCUGCCUGUUCGUGGAGCUGAUCCAGAGCUGGCAGAUCCUGGCCAGGCCGUGGCGCGCCUUCGCCAAGCUGCUCUGCGUGGUCCUCUUCCUCUUCGCCUUCGGCCUGCUGCCCUGGAUCGACAACUUCGCCCACAUCUCGGGCUUCAUCUCGGGCUUCUUCCUCUCCUUCGCCUUCCUCCCCUACAUCAGCUUCGGGCGCAUGGACAUGUACCGCAAGCGCUGCCAGAUCAUCGUCUUCCUGGUGGUGUUCGUGGGCCUGUUCGCCGGGCUGGCGGUGCUCUUCUACAUCUACCCCAUCAAGUGCGAGUGGUGCGAGCUGCUCACCUGCAUCCCCUUCACGGACAAGUUCUGCGAGAAGUACGACCUCAACGCGCACCUCCACUGAGGCCACCCCACCCCCCGGCUGCGGUCCCGGGGCGAGGGAGUUUGGGGCGGAGAGGGAGCAGCUGGGCUGGCUCUAUUCCCAAAUCCCUGUCCCCCUCCUCCAGGAGAAUGGCUGGUGGAGCGGCGUCGUGUUCUCUGACACUAGCCCCCUCUGAAACUGACAUUCAUCCAUUUCAUUAUUCUAUUUUUUUACUUUUCCAAAUCCCGUCGUUAGAGCUUCAUAGAAUCAUGGAUGUUUUAACCCUGAAACGUUUCUUAUUUCCGUCAGCCUGAACCCUCUCAAUCACUCUGGAAACAAUAGAAAUAUCUGCAUAUCAUCAGAUUCAACUGGGAGAGCCACCCUCCCUUAAAAACCCUCUCAUAUCUGCUGAAGAGGAGUCAGAGGAACCAGCCCUGGAUAGACUGAUACCAACCCAGGCGCUGCUCCUCUUUUGUCCAUUAGAGAAAAGUUUGACAGUUUUUAUGGUUUUAGAUUUUUUUAUUAUUAUUUUUGAAGCACUUCACAAACCAGGCUUAGGUUGCAAUAUUUUCCCGAGAAACCUCAGAAACAACCUCCACCAGGGUAAUCAAAACCAACUAAAGAACACCUUUGGUGCCUUGCUGAAAAAUGUACCAUGUACCAACUACUGCCAUAUUUUUGUUACACUAGAUUGAGCACUCAAAUGUUAACCAUUUAUUUGUUUACUGCUACUAAAGUGGUGAUGAAUGGCAAGAGGUAGUGUUUUAGCUACCACCUACUUACUUGUAACUGAGAAUACAGCAAGAGAGUGCCUCGUGCUGCCUGA